This is a messenger RNA of Manihot esculenta (cassava), 3944 nucleotides long. RefSeq names its product auxin response factor 6. The transcript has 15 exons. NCBI's taxonomy places the organism in Eukaryota, Viridiplantae, Streptophyta, Magnoliopsida, Malpighiales, Euphorbiaceae. Gene Ontology annotation, molecular function: protein binding; DNA binding. Gene Ontology annotation, biological process: response to hormone; regulation of DNA-templated transcription. The record is from RefSeq and is a predicted model, not a curated record. Bases 1050 to 3743 code for a protein of 897 amino acids. Gene Ontology annotation, cellular component: nucleus.
CUGACACACGCUCUCAUAGGAACACGCACAGCCUUUCUCUCUCUUCCAUGGGUCUUUGCUUAGCAUUGCCUUUUUUCUCUUGGUAUAAAAAAGAGUAAAAAAUAAUGGCGGUUGGGUGUUCAUUGAUUAAGCCAAAAAAUAGAGAGAGUGGUAAAGCAGCAGUAUCAGCAGCAGAAGCAAGCAGAACCAUCACCUCCGCUACUGGCACUAUUUCCGUUACUGGAAACAACUGCCCGAGCCCUUAAAAUCCUCUUCAUAUACUUAUAAAUAUAUACAUGUCUUUAUGUGGUUGUAGCUAUAUAUUCUCUGUGAAGAUCUUAAUAUAAGUUUAAAGUGUCAGCUGCUGCUGUUGUUGUUGCUACAUGCUCAUGUGGCCUUCAACUUGCUCGAGAAAUGCUCUGUACUUGAGUUACUAACUUUUACUAUUUUGGGUUUUGCUCGUGUAAUAAGAUCUGGGUUUUUUGGAAAAUUUGCAAGGGAAGUAAUAUUUGGUACUUUCAAGUGAGAUCUGCUUCUGUUUUUUGAGUUUGGGAUUUUGGGUCUUACUGGGUCUGUUCUCAACUGCGUAGUUCUGGAACCUUUCUCAUUUGAUUUCUGAAAUCAUUAGUCACAAUCUGCCUGGCUCUCUCUGGUGAAGCAUGCGUGGGAGUUCUGUUCUUUUAUUUUUGAAGCUGACUGGAAUGUGGUGUUCUAUUAGUUGAAGAUUUGGUUUUUCUUUUUUGGUCAGUGAUUUGUGAAGUUGGGGGGUUGUGGGUGAAGAAAAUAGCAAGCGGAUGUGGCUGAAAUCGAUCGUGUUUUGUAGCAACACCGGCUUCGGUUAAAGAUUCAGACACCGAAAUUUGUCAAUCUGGAUUGGUGUUUGAAGGGGGAAGGAAAAAGGUAAAGGAAUGGUAUUGUGUGGGGGGAAGCCAAGAAAGAAAGUAGUCGCUGAGUGGUUUGGUUGGUUUAGUUUGGGGUUUAAUUGGUGUGGUUAAGGGUGGGUGGAGUUUUGUGGAUCUUCUGGUUGUGGGUCUAUACUUGGUUUUGAAGGCGGUACUAAAUCUGUGAUAAUGAGGCUCUCUUCAGCUGGUUUUAAUCCACAGACCCAGGAAGGGGAGAAAAGGGUUUUGAAUUCUGAACUUUGGCACGCAUGUGCGGGUCCUCUUGUUUCUCUUCCUGCAGUUGGAAAUCGUGUUGUUUAUUUCCCACAAGGUCACAGCGAGCAGGUUGCUGCCUCAACUAACAAGGAAGUGGAUGCCCAUAUACCCAACUAUCCAAGCUUACCUCCACAACUUAUCUGUCAGCUUCACAAUGUGACAAUGCAUGCAGAUGUUGAGACAGAUGAAGUGUAUGCACAGAUGACAUUGCAGCCAUUGAGUCCUCAAGAGCAAAAGGAUGCAUACCUUCCAGCUGAACUGGGCACUCCCAGCAAACAGCCAACAAAUUAUUUUUGUAAAACUUUGACGGCCAGUGACACAAGUACUCAUGGAGGAUUCUCUGUCCCUCGCCGGGCUGCUGAAAAAGUGUUUCCUCCACUGGACUUUUCCCAACAACCUCCAGCUCAAGAGUUGAUUGCAAGGGAUCUACAUGAUAAUGAAUGGAAAUUCAGGCAUAUAUUUCGUGGGCAGCCCAAAAGGCAUCUUCUGACAACAGGGUGGAGUGUGUUUGUAAGUGCUAAAAGACUUGUCGCGGGGGAUUCAGUCCUUUUUAUCUGGAAUGAGAAGAAUCAAUUGUUGCUUGGUAUACGACGUGCUAAUCGCCCUCAAACUGUAAUGCCUUCAUCAGUCUUAUCAAGUGACAGCAUGCACUUGGGGCUUCUUGCUGCUGCAGCUCAUGCAGCUGCAACAAAUAGCCGUUUCACCAUAUUUUACAAUCCAAGGGCCAGCCCAUCAGAAUUUGUCAUACCAUUGGCCAAGUAUGUUAAAGCAGUCUACCAUACUCGGGUUUCUGUUGGUAUGCGGUUUAGGAUGCUAUUUGAAACUGAAGAAUCAAGUGUCCGCCGCUACAUGGGUACAAUAACUGGCAUAAGUGACUUGGAUCCUGUUAGGUGGCCUAAUUCUCAUUGGCGCUCAGUCAAGGUUGGCUGGGAUGAAUCCACAGCUGGAGAGAGGCAACCAAGAGUUUCCCUGUGGGAAAUUGAGCCACUAACAACAUUCCCAAUGUAUCCUCCAUUCCCUUUAAGGCUUAAGCGCCCUUGGCCUCCUGGACUGCCCACAUUCCAUGGAAUCAAAGAUGAUGAUUUGGGAAUGAAUUCUCCCCUUAUGUGGCUGCGAGGAGAUGGAGAUCGUGGAAUUCAAUCUAUGAACUUUCAGGGUAUAGGAGUAACACCAUGGUUGCAGCCACGAGUUGAUGCUUCCAUGCUUGGUUUGCAAACUGACAUGUACCAAGCUAUGGCUGCUGCUGCCCUUCAGGAGAUGCGGGCUAUUGAUCCUUCUAAACCAUCAACUGCUUCCAUUGUGCAAUUCCAGCAACAACCUAAUUUCCCAAGCAGAACUGGUUCUUUAAUGCCGCCCCAGAUGCUGCAGCAGUCACAGCCUCAUACGGCCUUUCUUCAAGGUGUUCAGGAAAACCAACAUCAGCCUCAGUCUCAGUCUCAAACGCAGUCUCACCUUAUUCAGCAACAGUUGCAUCACCAGCAUACAUUUAAUAGUCAACAGCAACAGCAGCUGCCACAACAGCAACUGGUUGAACAUCAGCAGAUGUCCAAUGUUGUCUCUGCAAUAUCUCAAUUUGCUUCAGCCUCUCAAUCCCAGUCACCACCACUACAAGCCAUCUCUUCCCUGUGCCAGCAGCAGAGUUUUUCUGACUCAAAUGGGAACCCUGUGACAAGCUCUGUCGUUUCUCCUUUGCACAGUCUCAUGGGUUCAUUUUCCCAGGAUGAAUCAUCUCAUUUGUUGAACCUGCCUAGAACCAAUGCGUUGGUGACUUCUUCUGGCUGGCCAUCAAAACGCGCUGCUGUUGAACCUCUUAUUUCUGCUGGAGCUCCACAGUGUGUUCUACCCCAAGUAGAACAGUUUGGGGCCCAUCAGACAAACAUCUCUCAAAAUGCGGUUUCCUUACCGCCCUUCCCUGGUAGGGAUUGUUCGAUAGACCAAGACAGUGGCACUGAUCCACAGAGCCAUCUUCUUUUUGGUGUCAAUAUAGAGCCUUCUUCUCUUAUACUGCAGAGUGGAAUGUCAAGUCUUAGGGGUGUUGGCAGUGAUAGUGAUUCCACAACCGUACCCUUCUCAUCCUCAAAUUAUAUGAGCACUACAGGCACGGAUUUUUCACUUAAUCCAGCGAUGACACCAUCAAGUUGCAUUGAUGAAUCAGGUUUCCUGCAGUCCCCAGAAAAUGUGGGUCAAGUAAACUCAUCAACUAAAACCUUUGUUAAGGUUCACAAGUCGGGGUCCUUUGGUAGGUCGCUAGACAUUUCCAAAUUCAGCAGCUACAAUGAAUUGCGUAGUGAGCUUGCUCGUAUGUUUGGCCUUGAAGGCCAGCUCGAGGACCCCCUGAGAUCAGGCUGGCAGCUUGUAUUUGUUGACCGGGAGAAUGAUGUUCUUCUCCUUGGUGAUGACCCCUGGCCGGAAUUUGUAAACAGUGUGUGGUGCAUCAAAAUACUCUCACCACAAGAAGUGCAGCAAAUGGGCAAACGUGGCCUAGAGCUUUUGAACUCAGUCCCAAUUCAGAGGCUUUCCAAUGGCAGUUGCGAUGAUUAUGCAAGCCGGCAGGACUCGAGAAAUUUGAGCUCUGGUAUAACUUCCGUGGGGUCUUUGGAUUACUGAACAAUUUAACCAGUUAAGAUACCGUUUUCUCUUUUGUAAUGUUAGUUUCUCUUUGAAUCCUUCCAGAGGUGGGAGGUACUGCCUAAUCUUGGCUUAAAAGUUUAUAUAUAAAUUAUUACUGUAAUUAGAAGAUGCUGUUCCUUGUUCUUAUGCUAUUGAAUACGUACAAUCCAUAAUUAGCAGGAGACAAUAUUUUGUGCA